This is a messenger RNA of Mercenaria mercenaria, 3745 nucleotides long. RefSeq lists its product as uncharacterized. Lineage: Eukaryota; Metazoa; Mollusca; Bivalvia; Venerida; Veneridae. Gene Ontology annotation, molecular function: protein binding; RNA binding. Bases 121 to 3015 code for a protein of 964 amino acids. The record is from RefSeq and is a predicted model, not a curated record. The transcript has 21 exons.
GGAUUCUGAUUGGCGACCUGUUUACAACAUGGCGGCUAAAUCGCUACUUUGAGAAGAGAUAUAUCAAACUCUACUACUAUUUUGCAACUACGUACUUUUGAUAUCAGAAUAUAGAAUUUUAUGAUGGGUAGCAGUUCUGGUAAAGCUAAACCUAAGAUUGAGGACAAUAAAACUAACAAUAGUGGUGCAAAAGAGGGUACAACAUCUUCUGAUCCAGCAACAUAUAACAAACAGGUACCACCAGUAGAAGAAAAAGUAGCAUCAGACAGAAAGUCUCAGUCAGAUAUUUCCAAACAAAAAGAGCAGAAAGAAAACACAAGUAGUGGAACUGAGAGUGACAAAAAGAUCACUGUGACAGCCACUAACACAGGUGAAGAAAGCAAGGCUAAAUUAGGUAAUUCUAAACAAAAGGAGCAAAAAGAAAACACAAGCGGUGGAACUGAGAGUGAAAAGGCAACUGGAAACAUAAAUAACGAGACUAAGGAUAUGUCUGGAACAAACACAUCAGAGGCUGUUGUUGAAGAUGUAUUAAUUGAUGAAGGGCCUAAAGAACAGCUGAAAUUUGACUGUGCUGUAAAAUCUGCAUGCCUAUUGGUAAAACCAGACAGUGUUUACAAAUGUAUCACAAAGAAUGUCACAAAGUUACAGCUAAUGAGAGCUCUACCUCUUCACUUCUCUCUCCCAGAUAUGCUUAACAAGCUGGAUAAUCUAAAGGAUCUAGAUCUGUCUUUUAACAACAUGGGACCUCAGUGUUUUAGGGCUGUGUGUCUAGCUAUGUGCAAAAACUCAUCCAUCCUCAGUUUAAAUCUUGCUGACAACAAGGCUGAUACAGACUCUGCAGACUGUAUAGGUAAAUUGCUGGAGGAGAACAGCAGUUUACAGUACCUAGAUGUGUCCAGUAACUACCUAGGCAAAGAUUACUUCUCACGUAUAGUAGGACCGGCACUCAAAACCAAUACUGCACUGAAAACACUAAGGUGUGAAAGUAUAGGAACAACUGAUGCCCGGCUCCUGAUAGAAGGUUUACAAUCAAAUACUAACCUCACAGAACUGGACAUCAGUAGUAAUGAUAUAUCAGAUAAAGCUGUCUUUGGUAAAGGACUUGCAGAAUGCCUUAAGAGACAAGACUGCAAACUGACAACCAUUUCACUGAGUCGCUGUGACCUGAACGCUGUUGCUGUCACUGAGAUUGAGAAAGGUCUUCAGGAGAAUAAUUCACUGUGUGAGCUAAACCUUACAGGGGCUCAGUUGGACAGUCUUGGAGGGCUGGUCAGCCUAAUCAGCACUGCUUCCAGACAUCCAUGUAUGAGAAACCUUAGUCUGGAUAGUGUCAAGUCUAAAUCUCAAGAUUUAAAAUCAGAUGUUCAGCAAUGUGAAUCUACAUCCUGCCUUCAAGUAUUGAGUCUGAAUUCAUGUGGUCUUGUGGAUGGCGUUUUUACCUCACUGGAGAAGAGUUGCAAAGGGAAGUUGGUCAAUCUGGUUGAAAUUGAUCUUACAAGUAAUGAGAAUCUCACUCUACAGUGUCUUGACAGUCUUGCAAAAAUAACCACUGCUGAAGAAGGACAGAGUUCAUUAAGAAGACUGAGAUAUGGUAAUAACAAGGGAGACAACUUGCCAGAGAAGCUUACAGAGUUCCCUAACUUGCAGUAUCUGAAUCUGAGACUGUGUCACCUGUCACACACAGAUAUCAGUCAGCUAGGGAAGCAUUUAUCUGAAAAAGACUGCAGUGUUUCCACUGUGAUUCUAGAUGGAUUGAAAUUGUCAGGCACUGAUUCCAUUAAAGAUCUGCUAGUAAAUCCAAAGACAAGCAAAUUGACAACUCUAAGUCUAGGUGGCUGCUCAUUGGAUGACAGUGACCUUUUACCACUGUGUAAUGCCAUCAAAGAAGGUUUACAACUUAGUAUGCUGAAGCUGUCAGCCAAUCGUAUCACAGAUGAAGGUGUAACUAAGCUGGUGGAAGCUAUGCUAAAGAAUAAAGCAUAUCCACUGGCAGUAUUAGAUCUGUCAACUAACAGGAUUCAGGGUACAGGUGCUAAAUCUCUUACAAAACUGUUCUCUUCAAAAUCCAAACUUCACAGUCUGAAUGUCAGCUCUAACAAUAUAGAUAAAGAAGGACUUCUGGCACUGGCGUCAGUUGUGGCAGGGAAAUCACCUUUACAGACACUACAUGUUCAUGAUCAAAGUUCAAAACAAGAUGAAGGAAGUAUGGUGGAAAUUUUUGCAAAGCUUGCAGGCAGUCUAGGAUACAAGAUACAGAUGGAUGGGGACAAAGUGAAGCCUGGAUGUUGUGAUCUACCUUCCAAUCUACCUGAUGGACUUCUUGUUAAUUUGACCAAUAUGGGAGGUCAUACAGGAAACGUAGGUCAGGCUAUAGACAGUAGAUGUAUCAAGACAGAUUUUAUACAGGAACGUUUACCAAGUCUGUCAUUCCACCAUAUCAUGCAGAUAUGCUGCUUUCUGAAAGGAAAAAGUACUGAGAAGUGUGUGUGGUCUGAGAAUGAAUGGGACAUGAUAACAGGGGCUGACAGACCAACAACUGACACACCAUCUUGGCUCAAGUUACCGGCCCAGAGAGACCGUUGUAUCUAUGUUAGCAACCUGCCUGGCAACGCCACGUUACAGAAACUAGAAGCUAUCUUAGAGAUGGAUGCUGACUGUAGUGUUGAGGAAACAUGCAUGAUGAAGGACCCUGUUACAAGAAGUAUCAAUGGUGUAGGCUGGGUAGUCAUGAGCGAUCAGGAAUCUGUUACCAAGGCGAUUGACUACUUUAACAGUGGAGAGGCAAAGUUAUUUGGUCAAGCUUUUAUGAUGUCAGAGGUCAAAGUUCAAGUGGACAAUGAUGCCAGUGCAGAAAUAGAACAGAAGGCUGUGGCUGACAGAGAGACUCGACAGAAAUUGAGAGCGCGAGAAGAGGCGGAACACAAGACAUUAAUUAUAAACACAACAGAGGCGUCGUGGAAACGUCAUGCUUACAGACUCGCACAUCCUGCGUAUGCGGAUGGUCGUAUCUGGUAGACUGCACACUGAGCAUUUUCAGGAAAUCCAGACUUACGUUCCUUACUGUUGCUAAGAUGACUUUUUGUGAUUUUCAUUUUACACUAAUAUUUACAAAUAUUUCAAUUUGCAGCAUUGCAAUUGGCCGAUAUAAAACAGCCAUGAAUAUCAACAAUCCUGUCCCAGAAUAUAACCUGCCACAAAUCAUCUUGUCUUAAAAAAUGCAUAUACAGCUGCUGGCGAUCAAUUUACAAAAUACAUGCACAAUAUAUAGUUUCAUAAACAAAAAGACAUGUAAAGAGGUACAUACAUUUUCCAGAGAGGUACAUAUAUUUUCCAGCAUUUUAUUGAUAAAGGUUAAUAGGGUAGUGAUUAUUAACUAAAGAAAAACAUAUCUAGAUUUCUAACAAUGACUGAUUAAUUGGUACACAAGAAAGUUAUCAUGCAAAUUUUGAAUUUUUGCCUGAAAUUUGUGCCACUAAGUUCAGUUUUCCUGGUUACUGCUCGUGAAGAAAAAUAAUGAUUCUAUAGGCGUGUCGUGAUCAAGUACUUUGGAAUCAUCUAAUUUCGUAUGCACGAAAUUUCGUGGCUUGAACCAAAACGACUAUUUCAUUUGGAUUUGAAUUGUGAAUUUCAACUUUCAGGACAUUAAAUGAAUAGGAAUUUAGCAUAUUCAUUUAGAAUUCAAUUUCCCUGCAUUAACCACAUAACCUACGAAAAUUAUACACCCACAAAUAUUGAUGAUUGCCCA